AUAAAAUAACAAUUCUUUAAGCGCAUUGGCAUAUAACCUUCUGUCUGAAAUGAAGGUUUCUCAGUCUAUCAUCACUAUUAUCACUUUAGCAUUGGUCAUGCCCUUUGGCAAUGCUUAUGAUCCAAGUCCUCUCCAAGACUUCUGUGUGGCCGUUAAUAACCUCAAUAAUGGUGUCUUCGUGAAUGGUAAAUUCUGUAAGGAUCCGAAGCAAGCAAAGGCCGAAGACUUUUUCUACUCUGGCCUCAACAUGGCUGGCAACACCGAUAAUAAAGUCAAAUCCAACGUAACAACAGUGAAUGUUGAUCAGAUUCCAGGGCUAAACACUAUGGGAAUAUCCUUAGUUCGCAUAGACUAUGCGCCAUACGGCCAAAACCCACCCCACACGCACCCACGUGGCACUGAGAUCCUUGUCCUAAUCGAGGGAACAUUAUAUGUCGGUUUUGUCUCUUCCAAUCAAGACAAUAACCGUCUAUUCGCCAAAACUUUGCAUCCCGGGGAUGUGUUCGUGUUCCCAAUAGGAAUGAUCCAUUUUCAAGUGAACGUCGGAAAAACUCCUGCGGUGGCCUUUGCAGGAUUAAGUAGCCAGAACGCUGGUGUCAUCACUAUCGCAGAUACUGUGUUUGGAUCAAACCCUCCGAUUAAUCCAGAAGUUCUUGCUCAAGCGUUCCAGUUGGAUAUCAAUGUUGUCAAAGACCUUGAGGCAAAGUUUAAGAACUGAAUUUAAGUCAUUAAGAGUGUAUCGUUGUAACACUCAAAACAAUAAUGUAAUACGAAUUAAAAGUUAUACUACUUAAUAAAAAAAAAAAAUGGUGUUGUUCACCUAGUUUGAUA
Messenger RNA from Brassica oleracea var. oleracea, 831 nucleotides. Its product is annotated as germin-like protein subfamily 1 member 13. Gene Ontology annotation, molecular function: manganese ion binding. The record is from RefSeq and is a predicted model, not a curated record. Lineage: Eukaryota; Viridiplantae; Streptophyta; Magnoliopsida; Brassicales; Brassicaceae. Bases 50 to 718 code for a protein of 222 amino acids. The transcript has 2 exons. Gene Ontology annotation, cellular component: cell wall.